Molecule: messenger RNA, 471 nt
Organism: Torulaspora globosa
Lineage: Eukaryota; Fungi; Ascomycota; Saccharomycetes; Saccharomycetales; Saccharomycetaceae
Gene: RPC17
Product: DNA-directed RNA polymerase III subunit RPC17
Exons: 1
Coding region: 1-471 (156 amino acids)
Biological process (GO): transcription initiation at RNA polymerase III promoter
Cellular component (GO): RNA polymerase III complex
Molecular function (GO): nucleotide binding
Source: RefSeq, a predicted model, not a curated record
AUGAAGAUCCUGGAGGCGCGCGAUGCAUUCUUCAGCGACUACGAGACAUUGCAGUUUUUGUCGAAGCUUGAACGACAACACCAUUGGGAUGAAGACUCCACCACACACGACCGCAGGGACAAGAAAAAGAUCAAGACUCACAAACCAUACAACAACCCAGAACUGCAGGCGAUCACCAGAGACACAAUCGCCUACCUAACUACCGACAAGGGUGUCCCACAGGAGGAUGAUGAGUCUUCCGGAAACAACGACAAGAAAAAAUCAGCCAUUAGCUCGCUGAACGAUCAGAGGUUCAGCGAGCUGGUUGCACAGUUGAAUAAUUUCGACCUAUUCAAGGCGGAAAAACUACAAAUCGUGAACCAACUGCCCACUACUAUGGUUCAUCUGUACGCCGUCGUAGAAGAGUGCGACACUCGGUUCACGCAGGAACAAAUAGAACAGAUACUGGGCAUCACCGCCCAGUAUCUGUGA